AUGUGGGCAGCCUGGCCCCGGCUUCCCAAGGGACAUCACCUAGGAGCCAUUGAGAAUGCUUGUUACACUGUCUGCUCGGAUCUCAACUUGACACAGCCACAGCUCAAUCCUGCCCUUGCCGCUGACAUCCAACAAGGCCGCUGGGUAGGGCUAACAGCUUCCUCCUUCAUGGAAGGCUUGUCCCUGCUCAGAAUCACUACGGCCAUUGCCGACCCUGAUUUAACAGCCCAACAGCUGGCUGCCAACCGUGCAUUCUCCGUUCUGCACACUGUCACUGGCUCCGAUGGCACAGCAACCCAAAUGGUUCUCAAUGAGAGAGGAUUGAAAUUCCCCAUGAUGGUUCAAGCUACUCGGUCCAUCACCAACGCGUACUCUGGUCUCCUUGCGGCGCUCUUUGGGAGAAACACAACCCUCAUUAGGAACUUUUACGAGAACUUCAUCCAGCACUGGCCUACCAUGGAGGAAGUGAUUUGUACCAACUACCGUCUGCAAGAGAAGCAAGUCUGCAUUCGGAUUAUGGUGUUCCUUUUCCGGAUGUUCAACAAUGCCUUUUCCAGUUUGUUACGCGGUCCUCGUCCGACAGCGGCCAAUCCAAUUCCCACACCCCAACGCAAUGUACCGUUUGGAGAUGUCCUUCAGCACCUGGUACUGGGCAAGAUUCACAGUUUGACAGAUAUCCCGGACACCCUUAUGCAGCCCCUGGCUCUCCCAGCUGCCCCAAGUUCGGCACCAGCCCCUGCUCCGAGGCUUACUCCUGGCCCAGCUCCAGCCCAAGUACCUGCUGCUGCACUGGCCCCUGCCGGAAACCCUCAGUGCCAGCGCGUUGACCACCCCAACCAGAAUAUCGAUCUGAAGCAGGCCUCGACGGCCUCUCAGCACCGAUCAGUGUUUGGCAACAAUGGAGCAUUUGCAGACCCAGCUGCCCCUGGCGGGAAACGCAUCAUCAUGCGCUCCAGUGGCAAUACAGACCAGCGCAUCUGCUUGCCCAUGGCUGUGCAUGGCGUGUGUUAUUCCAAUUGCACUGGCUAUCACGGAGUGCUCACCCAAGACGAAGUCCGAGCAGUGGCCAAUGCUGGGGGUUUGAACAUGCAGGGCCUCUGA
This is a messenger RNA of Seminavis robusta, 1101 nucleotides long. The record is from the annotation of a GenBank genome assembly. Lineage: Eukaryota; Bacillariophyta; Bacillariophyceae; Naviculales; Naviculaceae.